Molecule: messenger RNA, 3018 nt
Organism: Lithohypha guttulata
Lineage: Eukaryota; Fungi; Ascomycota; Eurotiomycetes; Chaetothyriales; Trichomeriaceae
Exons: 1
Coding region: 1-3018 (1005 amino acids)
Source: RefSeq, a predicted model, not a curated record
AUGGCUGCCUCAUCAUCAAGUGCUGGCGACAUCGAGAUGCCUGCUACACCACCGAAUGAUGAAGCAGGCUCACCGAAAUUCGAUGUACAUAAAGAUGAGCAACACUCAGCUUCUACUUCUGGGUUGUCCUCGUUGCCGUCAGAUAUUGGUCCAACACCAAAAGGGCUGGGGGACUAUAUGGAGACAGACGAGACAAAUCGGACUGGCGCUACCAGAGCAGGUAGUCCUGUCAGACGCUCAAAGCGCGAGAGGAAGCAAAUGUCUCGUUAUGCUGAGUUCAGAGCCAGUAUCAGCAGCACUAGUAGCCAAGACACGGAUUCGCUACCUCCCAGAAAGCGAAGGAAGACUCCUGCUCCAGGAACACAGGAACAAUCCAGCUCUGCAUCCGAGACCUCGAUUGCACAGUCUUUAAGCUCGAACUCUGUGUCCAGCAUCCCAAACGUGCCGCUGUCUCCAGUACAAGCUUCAGCUUCACGACCAGAACCUAAGCUCAAGCAAUCAGUGACAGCAACAAUACCAGAGAUUGAAGCUGACAUUGUAGGAGCUUUCUUUGCAAAAGCCUAUGACAAACCAGUGAACCGCAAGUUUACGCUCCAGCAAGUGGAUGACUACACUAGUCGGUUUCCAGAACAGUUGGAACGCAUGAAAAGGAUGUCACAAAAUGAGAGGAAAGAGCAUUGGAUGUAUCCAAAUUUUGACUAUAAGAAUCCUACUUAUUAUGGGGCGGAUGGCACCAUUUCCAAAGCAUCGUCAAGCACUGCUCAGCCAGGGAGCAACAAAGGAUCGAGAACAACAUCUCCAUUGAAAGGCGGUAGAUCUGGUCAACAAGCUAGAGGCAACAGAGGUAAUGGCAAGAAUGGCAAGUCUCAAAAGGGCCGCGGUACAGGUGGUUCUGGCCCAGGUCGAGACAAAGAGUCUCCAGAUCCACCUCAUAAGAUCAGUAUGAAACCACAUGAGAAGGAUUUGCUCCAUGUUGUUAGACAAAGACAACUGAAAUUGAAGAGUCUGUUUAGCAGUAUGGCUGGACAGCAGCGGGAUGCCCUCGAGCUGCAGGCAUCAGGGAAUAUCUCGAAAUUGCUUCGAAAGCCCACCUUUCACACAAAGGUUCCCGCCUACCAUGAAGUCAUGCAAAAGCUUGAAGAGAAGGAGAACGAAACAAAAUCAUUGAUAAGAGCCGAGCUCAAGGAGCAGAUCGCAUUGGCUGACAGAGAGCUCGGCUCACAAGCCGAAGUCAUCAUACGAGAGUUCAGGACUCGAGUCGAGGAGGCCCAGAAAGAGCAUGUAAGGGGUUGUCAAGGCGACCUUAUGUUGAUUGCCAGAGCUCAUCGUGGAGCAGGCGACGAUACAAGGACAAGUAAUGGUUCAGACAUUGGCUCUGACUUUCCGCGCCUUCACGAAUUACCAGAGCCCGAUGCUCGACCUCGCGGCUAUACUUCACAACGCAUACAGGAUGAGAAGGCCUUCAGAGAAACAUCAUCAAGCUAUGACGAGCAAGCUCAGCGGGAAGUUAUUGAGAGAGACAUUGUGGGUCCUGUUUUGGAAGCAGCAGCUCGCGAGGCUGCCUCCCAACGAGCAGAUGUAGACAAGCAGGCUAGACUGGACACUCUAAUCGACGUCGCAAGACAGGAACUCAGACAAGCCGGAGGCUAUCUUGUUCCGCGACCAUUAUCUGAGGACGAGAACCCGCAAUUCGCUCUGUCCCGGCUUGCAGACGUUGCUGAGUAUAUCUCGACCAUUCACCCUAAUCGGGCAUACAUCUUCAUGCCUGUCGAGCCUCGAGACAUCGACGACUUCCCAAUAGAAUACCUCAUAGGACCAAAGUUGUACCUUGAAUACGAGCAGAUCCAGAGCAGACGUUCGGCCAAUUCAAGAGCAACAUCUCUGCGGCCAAAGUCCACAUCUCUUCCUCAAAAGCGACCGUCCGCAGACCAAACACCUUACAAUAAACCGUCAUUCAAUCCAUCGGCAUCUUUACCAAAUCUCGCAAUAGCGCCUUCGCGAAUGCCACCACCACCAUCAUCAUCCUCCUCCCAACGUCACCACAGUGUGCUAGUUAAGCCACCGAUCGCUCAUCCAACGUUCGUAAGAGCAUUCUGCAACAUGGCUUCACGCGAAGCCCACGCCUUUCCGGAAGUGGCCUCCUGGCUGCAGACAUCGUCACAACAGAUCCCAAGAGCUUCACAACCACCAACUACGGUUGCACAACUUGCUCCGCCAGCUUCACCAGCUUCUUCACGUGGCUCCCUCUCCCAGCCACAUGUUCCGCCACAACUCUCACCGCAUCAAUCGAGGCAAUAUCCUCCUACGAAAACAUCUAUUACUAGUCCAAUCGCCACAACAAGUCCUCAGCAAUUCCAGCCGCCAACAACACGCUUCGACAUACCACAACCCACAACAAUCAUUCAGCAACAACUACCGCAACCACCACUGCCUCCGCCUUCUCAACCAGCAAUAACAACAACAACAAUUUCAAGUCCAGCAAGCGAUGUUACACAACAAAGACGCCGAUCAAUCAAUGCUAGCUCCUUCCGUGCCUCUCGACCCCGUCUCGGCGGCCCCCGUCGCGAACCGGGCCAAAUUACCUUCACACCAGCUCAGACUCCCGACUCAGACCGUUUCAAGAACCCUCCACAACCCCAACUACUCCCACCAGGACAGUCCGCAUACCGACCCAGCAGCCUCCAGCCACAUCAUCAUAACUCUUACACCACCAACAUCAACAAUAACAACAACAACAACCACCAUCAUAACAUCCCAGAACUCCUAGCUCCCACCACCACUACCACGACUGGCCAAAACCUAACUCCUGCACAAGGCCCACCAUCAACCACCAGCACAAGCACUAGCACUGCGGGAAGCACAACAGGCAAAAUCGCAAAUACCUUCGUCAAUCAGAAUCCCGACGCGACGUCACGGUCAAUACAGGCGGCGGAUGUGGCGAGGCGAACUGCGACUUCGACUCAGGUGCAGGGGGCCGGGCCGAAGGGUGGGAAGAGGGUUUUGUUGCCGAAGGGGUGA